Aspergillus puulaauensis is the source of this 1188-nucleotide messenger RNA. Its product is annotated as fungal specific transcription factor domain-containing protein. Gene Ontology annotation, molecular function: DNA binding; zinc ion binding. Gene Ontology annotation, biological process: DNA-templated transcription. Lineage: Eukaryota; Fungi; Ascomycota; Eurotiomycetes; Eurotiales; Aspergillaceae. The transcript is spliced from 3 exons. The record is from RefSeq and is a predicted model, not a curated record. The coding region runs from base 1 to 1188 and encodes 395 amino acids.
AUGCCUCCAUCAGGGGCUGUCCAUGCACCCGCUGCCGCCAGGACGGCAGACCCGAAUGCGUGCUGCGAGGCAAACUGCCACGGAAGUUCCCAACCCGGUACCCAUGACAGCACGAUCAACCAGACGAACCCUCAUCUCGAGCGCAUUCGCGCCCUAGCCUUUGAAGCAGAUGGGCGAGAAUUCGGUUCGACUCUCUCUUCAACUACCUCUCUCCCUGGCCAUGUCAGCUUCGCCGACUACCACUUCCUCGAGCUGCGGGGCCUGACCACACUGGAUCGGGAGGACCUCGCCUUCCUCGCUGCUAAAGGCUGCCUCAGUAUCCCAGAGGAAGCCGUUCUUGGCGAAUUCAUCCGCCAGUACUUCCUGCAUGUCCACCCCAGCUCACCCGUAAUCGACGAAGCAGAGUUCUGGCGCGUAUACCGGAACCCUGCCGCGGGUAAAAAGAUCUCGCUCUUCGUCUUCCAGGCGAUCCUGUUCGCCGGUUCUCCGUACAUCUCCAUGGAAACAAUUCGCAAGUGCGGAUGGACCGACAAACGCAACGCCCGCAAUGUCCUCUAUAAGCGUGUUAAAGCUCUUUAUGACCUCCAUGCAGAGGACCGUCCACAUCCACAAGCCCAGGGAUCAGUUCUUCUGACUCUACAUACCUCUGCAAAUGAGCCCCAGAUCAGCAGUCUCUGGCUAACGCGUGCUAUUCAAAACGCCAUGAUUAUCGGCUGCCAACCCGGUCCAAUCGAGGAUAUCGACCAGAGUCUGAAGAAGCGCCUUUGGUGGUCAAUCAUCCUGCGCGACCGCAGUCUCUGUCUUGGACUUCGUCGCCGGCCACAAGUCACCUCGUUUGACAUGGGAAUGGUGGCUGAAUUACCGGACGAAGACGACUUUGCGGAUGAAAUCCAUAGCUCCCCUGUCUAUAGCCCUGAAGUCAAGCGGAUGAUGCUCAAGGUUCUCCAAGAGCAAUGCCGACUGGCUGUGCUGUUGUCUGAAAUGAUUACAUUUGUCUUUGCUUCGCAUGGUAUCGCCGCGCCGUCAUUGACACUAGAGCAGUUCCAGGAGGAGCUGGCAAAGAUCGCUCGCACCAAGACAGCCAUGCAGCGGUGGGAAGCCAAUUCGCCUCUAUAUCAGUGGACAGAGGGUAAGGCACCAGAGACCGUCACACUACUUACCAAUUUCACAUACAUGUACUACCAGUGA